Molecule: messenger RNA, 643 nt
Organism: Protobothrops mucrosquamatus (brown spotted pit viper)
Lineage: Eukaryota; Metazoa; Chordata; Lepidosauria; Squamata; Viperidae
Gene: ATOX1
Product: antioxidant 1 copper chaperone
Exons: 4
Coding region: 138-344 (68 amino acids)
Biological process (GO): copper ion transport
Cellular component (GO): cytosol
Molecular function (GO): metal ion binding; copper chaperone activity
Source: RefSeq, a predicted model, not a curated record
AAAGGAGGAGCCGCGGCGUCGGCGCAAGGAGGAGCAAGCUGCGGUCUGGUCGGCAGGCCUUUCGCUUUGCUGAGGCUGGACGAACAGUCGGCUAGCCGAGGAGCAAGCGAGAAAAGGUCUCUGGAGGAGCAGCAGCCAUGCCGAAACAUGAGUUCUUUGUGGAUAUGACCUGUGAAGGAUGCCUCAAUACUGUAACCCGUGUUCUCAACAAACUGGGAGGUGUUCAGUUUGAAAUUGACCUACCUAACAAGAAAGUGAGCAUUGAUUCCGCUCACAGUGUUGAUACAUUGUUGGACACCCUGAAGAAAACUGGGAAAAAUACCUCCUAUCUCGGAGAGAAAUAAACAUUUAGAGAAAUGUUGCUGAUUGGGCUCUUUUGCUUUAAGAAAGCAAUGCUUUUAAUAUGGCUUCAGUACGAAGGGAGUUACUUCUACUUCUGUUGAUCCUGUUCCUUUGACUGCAGUUGCCUGGCCAGAUGUUGGAAAAGAGAGAAGGGAAGAAAACAAUUUUCCACGGGGAAAAGGGACUAAGAGAAAAUGUGACCCCAGAUGGCCCACGUUUCCUCUUACAAAUGUAACGCUUAUGCAUUCUUCUGUUAUGAUCUUGUAAUAAAGCAAGGAGCUGUUCCUAUUUUCAUGUAAAA